AUGCUGGUGUUGCUGGUGCCUCUCACCACACCCACGGGCCUCCCCUUGCUGGCUGCCUGCAGCACCGUCCAAAUGCAGCUGCUUCUGGGCUGCAGCACCACGGUACACCGGGAAGAAUGGCAGCGGGGCCGGGCUCGGGACCCCCAGCGCCAAGGACGCCCACAGCUCCUGCAUCGGAACCCCUUCCACCUGCGCAUGGACCUCCACAGCCCCCUGGAAACGCUGGUGGACGUGCUGGCCGCCGUCCUGCAAGCCAAUGACUGGCACGACAUCGCCCUGGUGCUCUGCCCAGCCUGGGACGUGCCCGGCUUCCUCGACGUCUGGAUCAGCCGCACCCGCCUGCGCCCACAGGCCCUGCUGGACCUGAGCUCCCUGGACGAGGCGGGUGCCACCCGGGCGCUGGAGGAGCUGCGGGACCUGCUGGGCCCGGUGCUGCUGUUCGGCUGUGACGCCCAGCGCUCCCGCCAGCUCUUCCAGGCGGCCCAGGAGGCGGGCGUGGGGCCGCAGGAGCUGCACUGGGUGCUGGGCCAGCCGCUCAGCGCCGCGGAGCUGCAGACCGAGGGGCUGCCCCUGGGGCUGCUGGCCUACGGGGAGGUGGACCGGCCGGCCCUGGAGCUCUUCGUGCAGGACGCCGUGCAGCUGGUGGCGAGGGCCCUCGGCAGCGCCGUGCGCGUGCGGCCUGACCUGGCACUGCUGCACACCAUGGUCAACUGCAACGACCGGCACACGGACACUGGCCCGUCCUCAGGGGAGUACCUCUCCCGGUUCUUGGCCAACACGUCGUUCCAGGGGCAGACGGGCCCCGUGUCGGUGCACGACACGUCGGCGGUGCGCACGGCCCGGCACUACCGCCUCUGGAGCCUGCUGCAGGACUCGCUGGGCCGGCCCACCUGGGUGACCGUGGGCAGCUGGCACGAGGGCAAGCUGGCGCUGGAGGAGGGCACCUGGCAGAGCCACCUGCAGCGCAGGAGCCCGGGCGACAGGGACGGCUUCUCCCCCCCCAAGCUGCGGGUGGUGACGCUGGUGGAGCACCCCUUCGUCUUCACGCGGGCGGUGGACGAGGAUGGGAGCUGCCCAGCCGGGCAGCUCUGCCUGGACCCCCACACCAACGAGUCGGCCGUGCUGGACGUCCUCUUUGAGGCACUGGGCUCCAAGAACGGCUCGCUGCCCCGGGGCCUCACGAAGUGCUGCUACGGCUACUGCAUCGACCUGCUGGAGAAGCUGGCCGAGGACCUGCCCUUCGACUUCGAGCUGUACAUCGUGGGCGACGGCAAGUACGGCGCCUGGAAGAACGGGCGCUGGACCGGGCUGGUGGGCGACCUGCUGAGCGGCAUGGCCCACAUGGCCGUCACCUCCUUCUCCAUCAACUCGGCCCGGAGCACGGUCAUCGACUUCACCAGCCCCUUCUUCUCCACCAGCCUGGGCAUCCUUGUGCGGACCAAGGACACGGCCUCGCCCAUCGGCGCCUUCAUGUGGCCCCUGCACUGGACCAUGUGGGUGGGCAUCUUCGUGGCGCUGCACGUGACGGCGCUCUUCCUCACGCUCUACGAGUGGAAGAGCCCCUAUGGCAUGACGCCCCACGGCCGCAACCGCAGGAAGGUCUUCUCCUACUCCUCCGCCCUCAACCUCUGCUACGCCAUCCUCUUCGGCCGCACCGUCUCCAGCAAGACGCCCAAGUGCUGGACCGGCCGCUUCCUCAUGAACCUCUGGGCCAUCUUCUGCCUCCUCGUGCUCUCCAGCUACACGGCCAACCUGGCCGCCGUCAUGGUGGGCGAGAAGACCUUCGAGGAGCUCUCGGGCAUCCACGACCCCAAGCUGCACCACCCCUCGCAGGGCUUCCGCUUCGGCACCGUGUGGGAGAGCAGCGCAGAGGAGUACAUCAAGAAGAGCUUCCCCGAGAUGCACGGGUACAUGCGACGCUACAACGUGCCCGCCACGACCGACGGCGUCACCAUGCUCAAGACAGAGCCUGCCAAGCUCAACGCCUUCAUCAUGGACAAGUCCCUGCUGGAGUAUGAGGUCUCCAUCGACUCCGACUGCAAGCUCCUGACAGUGGGGAAGCCCUUUGCCAUCGAAGGCUACGGCAUCGGACUGCCCCAGAAUUCGCCCCUGACCUCCAACAUCUCCGAGUUCAUCAGCCGCUACAAGUCGGCCGGCUUCAUGGACCUGCUGCACGACAAGUGGUACAAGAUGGUGCCCUGCGGCAAGCGCGUCUUCGCCGUCACCGAGACCCUGCAGAUGGGCAUCUACCACUUCUCGGGGCUCUUCGUGCUGCUGUGCAUUGGGCUCUGCGGGUCCCUGCUCACCUCCCUGGGCGAGCACAUCUUCUACCGCCUCAUCCUGCCCCGCAUCAAGAGGAAGAAGAAGUUCAACUACUGGCUGCAUACCAGCCAGAAAAUCCACCGGGCGCUGAACAUGGGCUUGGAGGAGCAGAAGAACCAAAAGCUGAGCCUGGAGAAAAGCUGCAACGUCCAGAAGAGCCAGGAGCCCCCGCUGUGCCCCCCUAGCCAGCCCAGCUGGAACAACCUCCGGAAGGCGGCAGGGAAGGAAGAGAAGCGGGUGCACUUCAACCUGGCGAAGGAGCCUGCGGAGGCAGAGCCGGGCCAAGAGCAGGAGGCGCCCGUGUGGCACUGCACGAACGGCCGGGCCCCGCAGCAGGAGGCGGGGGACAGGGAGGCCGAGGCGGCCGAGCUCAAGGAGCUGGAGGAGAGGAUCAAGGACAUGAGGGACCAGCUGCGGGCGGCGCUGGUGAGGAAGAGCGAGCUGGUCGUGGCACUGGGGCCUGCUCCGAGCCGCCACGCGCUGCCUAUCAGGGCCAUCACCAAGAAAAGCACGGACAGGUAAUGGUGUGGGCCUGUGGCAUCCUUGGCACCGACUCCUGCCGGGCACAAGCAACCUUCCUGCCUCUACCCGAGCCUGGCCAGGAGGAGGCAGGUAGCACAGACCUACCCGCAGCUUGCUCGCUCACCUUG
Molecule: messenger RNA, 2972 nt
Organism: Gavialis gangeticus (Gharial)
Lineage: Eukaryota; Metazoa; Chordata; Crocodylia; Gavialidae
Gene: GRIN3B
Product: glutamate ionotropic receptor NMDA type subunit 3B
Exons: 9
Coding region: 1-2844 (947 amino acids)
Biological process (GO): synaptic transmission, glutamatergic; modulation of chemical synaptic transmission; monoatomic ion transport
Cellular component (GO): plasma membrane; postsynaptic membrane
Molecular function (GO): NMDA glutamate receptor activity; transmitter-gated monoatomic ion channel activity involved in regulation of postsynaptic membrane potential
Source: RefSeq, a predicted model, not a curated record